CGUCACUUCCUCUUCUGAUUGGCGACACAGAGUGGAAACAUUGUCUACUUCAUUGUGUUAUAGUUUAAAUAAAACAAAACAAAGCAAAAUGCUUCUCGUACGGAUGGCUACUACCCCGGCAACAAUCCGGCAUGCUCUCUCCGGAACUACAUCUCUGGUACCAAAGGAUGUUUGCCGUGGCUUGGCUUCGCUAACCACCACUGCUAAUGUUAAUGGAGGGAAGUGGCUGGAAGCUUGCAAGACAACUCCUUUGGGACAGCAUGGGACGGCUGCUAAAACCUUGAAGUACUGGAGCGGUGUGCAGUGCCAGACACGAGGCUUGUUCGGUCAGUGCCGGACAGGAGGUUUGGCCGUUACAAAACAAGCGCUGAAGCCUGGUCUGUCCAACCCAUUCUGGGUACAAUCGGCUGGCUAUGUUGCAUAUCCGCCUUACAUUAUUCUUGAUACGGCAAUCAGAGGCGGAAUACCUUCUGUGAGGGUGAUUACUAUUCAUGGCGUUCUUGACCAAGACGUCCACAAUUUCGUCGUUUCACUCGAAACUACCCGUGAAGAGCAUGCGGAUGUUCCUUUCCAUAUGAUGGCCAGAUUCAAAGAAAAGAUGUUGACUAUCAGCAAAAAGACUCAUGGGGAAUUCGAAAAGGAUGGUGCAGUAGUGCAUAAGAGCCACUUCCCAUUUACACCCGGCCAGCCCUUCACGCUGUCUGUUCAUGUUACACCGGCCGAGUUUAGAUUGGUAAUCAACAAUGUUAACUUCGAUACCUUUAAGCACAACAUCACUCGUCAGGUGAUCCAAGAAAAUUACUUUAGAGUUUACGGUAGACUCGACGUGACACACUUUAGCCUUGAAUAAAACUCAAAUGACAUCAGCGUGUUACAUUCAGAAAGAACAAGUCAAGUUCAGCGUGAAUAAUUCAAGUGAAAUGAACAAGCCAAGCUGAAUUGGAACAAUUUGAGUUAAAAGUGAACGUGUUAAGUUAAACGUGAACUAGUAGUUUAAAUGUCGAAUUAAUUUAAAAUCGUUUUACGAGUACAAUUGUUAAUCGUUUUAUAACCU
Physella acuta is the source of this 1054-nucleotide messenger RNA. RefSeq names its product galectin-related protein A. Lineage: Eukaryota; Metazoa; Mollusca; Gastropoda; Physidae. Gene Ontology annotation, molecular function: carbohydrate binding. The record is from RefSeq and is a predicted model, not a curated record.